CCUAAGCAUCAACAGGCAGCUAUACAAAAGAAAUUAAAUAAUAUUAUUAAUACUCCACUGAUAAUUUUGCAAAAUCCUCAAGUUACUCAUACUAGAGGAAGACCUCUUGGUGUUUAUAACUACCAAACAAAUAACUCAACAAGAAGAGAUCUUUCUGGGUAUAAGUUAGUAGAACACAAA
Molecule: messenger RNA, 180 nt
Organism: Dentiscutata erythropus
Lineage: Eukaryota; Fungi; Glomeromycota; Glomeromycetes; Diversisporales; Gigasporaceae
Source: the annotation of a GenBank genome assembly